GCUUUAUACUGGCGCUUUACCGUACAUAUCUCAUACUUCCCCUCAAGCUUCCUCCUGCAAUAACUAUCACCAUAAUCACACAUUUCUUUCUGUCGCAAUGAUCAAGAUAUGGAGUAUGAAGAAGAACGAGGACGCAGCGGCCAAGAAGAAACCAAAGACCAGUGCUGCUCAGAUACGUGUACAGAAAGAUUUGACCGAACUUGAUCUCCCAUCAACGAUGAAGACGCAUUUCCCUGAUCCCGCAGAUCUCUUGAACUUCACCCUUACCAUUGUACCAGACGAAGGAAUGUACAAGGGCGGAUCCUUCAACUUCUCAUUCACCAUCAACCCUAAUUACCCGCACGAGCCGCCAAAAGUGAAGUGCACUCACACGAUAUAUCAUCCAAAUGUCGACCUCGAUGGGAAUGUCUGCCUGAAUAUUCUGCGUGAAGACUGGAAGCCAGUACUAAAUCUGAACUCCGUCAUGGUUGGUCUCCAAUAUCUAUUCCUGGAGCCAAAUGCAGACGAUCCCUUAAACAAGGAGGCUGCAGAGGAGCUGCGCAAGAACCGGGAACAGUUUUUGUACACUGUGAAGACGUCAAUGCGGGGAGGAAAUAUCAAAGGUGUACAAUACGAUAAAGUGAUCGUGCAAUGAUGACUCGAAUGACGCGUUUAUGUCGUUCACGUACUGUGUAGAUUCCCCGCAUUUACUAAUUCUACCAGCUCUCCGCCUCAUCUGGCUCUCAUAGCAGCGCUGUUCCUGUUGCAGCCAGGAGACCGGAUGGUACACACAGACUUUUUCUAGUAGUUCCUGUCUGCGAACAGUGUACUAACCCUCACGAUAGCGACGCCAGGUGCAAAUGUUGAAUACCAGAUGGAGACGACAAUGAAUUUCUGUACUGAUACAUAUGACAGUAUGGUGGUGACAGAAUGGAUACAAAUCAACAGUGAAUAGUGCAAGGAUGUACGACCUUAGGAGGAUUUUUAAAGUUUCAACUUCCCCUGUAAGUUGUAAAUGAAUAGGGACUGAUCAACAAAGGAAUGUGAUGGUGCUCUUCUGGGUUCUCGAUUUCGAAGGUGAUCUGAUAAGACAGCAUUCAACGUCGAAAAUAUGCGAUUUCGCAGGAUGAAAAUCCAGCACAUACCUCUACCCAAGGAUAAAAGCAUUUUCCACCAGUCUUUUCGAAAUACUCCUUGGUUUUGAAUACGACCUUGUAUAGCCCUGCAGUCAGUUCUUUCUGUCUCAAUUUAGCCUCAUCGGAGCCGCAUGGAGGAAGGAGUGUGCAACGCCCAUCAGAAUCUG
Molecule: messenger RNA, 1282 nt
Organism: Serpula lacrymans var. lacrymans S7.9
Lineage: Eukaryota; Fungi; Basidiomycota; Agaricomycetes; Boletales; Serpulaceae
Exons: 6
Coding region: 98-634 (178 amino acids)
Source: RefSeq, a predicted model, not a curated record